CCCCAUGGAUUGCGCAUGCCUAGCCAGACGUGGCAGCAGCGGUGGCGGCAGCGGUGGCGGCUCGUUCUUUCAGCGCGAGCGGGAGUAAGAGCUGGCCGGGCUCGUACGGCUCUGCUUGGGCGCAGCUGUGGGAGGACUCAGGGCUUCGGAGGGAGAAUGCUGCUCUUGCCGCUCCUGGUGGUCGCCUCCCCCUUGACCAUUUUUCCAGCAUGCGUAUUAUCAGCAAAGAUGUCCCCAUUAAUAGAAAAAAUUAGUGAUCACAAAGACUUCAAGAAGCUCCUGAGAACACGGAAUAAUGUAUUGGUGCUCUAUUCCAAAUCUUCGGCGGCUGCUGACAGUUCUCUCAGCUUAUUGUCUGAUGUAGCCCAAGCAGUGAAAGGCCGAGGUACGAUAUCGUGGAUAGAUUGCGGUGAUUUAGAGAGCCGAAAACUAUGCAAGAAGAUGAAAGUUGACCCUAGUUCGAAGGAGAAAGGGAUAGAGCUACUGCAUUACAAGGAUGGCGCAUUUCAUACUGAAUACAGCAGAGCGCACACACUAAAGUCAAUGGUGGCCUUUCUUAAAGAUCCAGAAGGAGCUCCAUUGUGGGAGGAGGAUCCUGAAGCCAAAGAUGUUGUCCAUCUUGACAGUGAAAAGGAACUUAAAAGGCUUCUGAAGAAAGAAGAUAAGCCUGUGCUACUGAUGUUCUAUGCUCCUUGGUGUGGUGUCUGCAAAAGAAUGAUGCCAUCUUUCCAGCAAGCAUCCACAGAACUGAAGGGCAUGUAUGUACUUGCAGGAAUGAAUGUCUACUCAGCUGAAUUUGAAAAAAUAAAAGAAGAAUACAAUGUCCGAGGAUACCCAACCAUCUGCUAUUUUGAAAAAGGAAAAUUCUUGUUCAACUUUGAGAACUAUGGUGCUACAGCAAAGGACAUUGCAGAAUGGCUACAAAAUCCUCAGCCACCUAAGCCACAGACCCCUGAGAUUCCUUGGUCAGAAGAAGAUAAUGCUGUGUAUCACCUAACGGAUGAUGACUUUGACAAGUUUAUUAAGGAGCAUUCUUCGGUAUUAGUGAUGUUCUAUGCACCAUGGUGUGGGCACUGCAAGAAAAUGAAGCCAGAAUAUGAGAAGGCUGCUGAGAUGCUCCAUGCAGACAGUGAUAAACCAGGUGUCCUGGCAGCAGUGGAUGCUACUGUCAACAAAGCUGUCGCAGAAAGAUUUCACAUAUCAGGCUUUCCAACACUCAAGUACUUCCAGGAUGGAGAGGAGAAGUACACUUUGCCACACCUCCGAACAAAGAAUAAAAUUGUUGAAUGGCUCCAGAAUCCUCAGGCACCACCUCCACCUGAACCAUCUUGGGAAGAAAGGCAAACAAAUGUUAUCCAUCUUGCAGGAGAAGACUUUAGGGAAUCUUUGAAGAAGAAGAAGCACGCCCUUGUAAUGUUCUAUGCCCCAUGGUGCCCACACUGUAAAAACUCCAUCCCGCAUUUCACAGCUGCUGCAGAACUCUUUAAAGAAGACCGAAAGAUUGCCUAUGCUGCCGUGGACUGUGCCAAAGAACAGAACCAUGACCUGUGUAAGCAGGAAGGUGUGGAUGGUUACCCGACCUUUAACUACUACAACUAUGGAAAAUUUAUAGAAAAGUACAAUGGAGACAGAGGGGAAUCAGGCUUUUCAAUUUUCAUGCGAACCCUCCGAGAACGAGACCAUGAAAAGAUAGGGAAAAGGAAAGAUGAGUUGUAACUUCUGCCUCAAGAAAAGAUUUCCACUGCACUGUGAACGGUCUCAGGGCCGCUGGUACAAGCCUGAGAUUUCACGUCUUUUAAAAUGAAGACUUUGUUUUUAUAUGCAGCCAUUGCCAUUUUGUACAAUUUUGAAAUAAAGUGAGAUCAUUUGAUUUUUAAAGUAAAAUAAAUGAUGUCAUUGUUGCCAUAUUCAGUUAAGGAGAAGCAGAAAAAGAGCAUUUCCUCACCAUUUGAUGCACCUAUGCCCAUUGAUACUCCUAUGCAAUCUUUUUGUAAUCUGUAGGUUUGAUAGUGAUUUCCUCUGACAAGGUAAUUUCUGCAUUUUUAAUUUUCAAAGAAUAUUAUAUGUGAAAUGGCUUUUAAAAAUGGAGGGGGGAUUAAAGAAAGAUGCAAAGGAUCCAUCAGAAGCAAGUUCCACUGAAAUGAGCAGAAACUGAAAGCAGAUUAUGGACCCACCAGACUUGGCUGGGAUCGUCUUCAGCUGCAGAAGUGCGCCAUGUGCAUGCACGGCACUUGCGUCAGGGCCCUGGUGCAGUGAAGUUCCCUUUCGGUCUUUAUUGUCCACGUGCCCGACAGUUGUCCGCCUGCACUGCCUCUCCUGCUCCAUGGCUGGCAGGACACCUGCAAGAGCGAGGCACCGAGCAUGCAGUUAGCAAGGCAGCUUGGGAUCAAGAGACAGCUGCCUUUUCCCAGAAGCAACACGUGCACUUGCCAGCUGUGCGUGGCAAUGCCAAACUGGUAAUACAGCCAGUUGUGACUAGGACAUGCUCUUACAGGCUUGCAAAAAGUUAGGCUUUGUUUUUCCUGGAGUGAUUUCAGGACUAAUUUUUAAGGUGCUCAGGGAUAAUUGGAAAAUAACGAAGAAGCAUUGGCUAUUUCAGAUCUUAAUUGACUGUAGUGGUGUUUCGGUUUUUUAAUCUGCCGUAAUUGAACUGUUUACAUAUCUUUAUAGAAUGUAUGGGUAAUUGCAAACAAAUGACUCAGCGGCUGACACGGAUCAAGCACCAAAAUUAUUUUCAUUGUUUGUGUUUGCAUUCCUGUUUUCCGACACUCUUGUAAGCACAGGAGUGCUUAGUGCAGGUAAAGGCUCUACUUAAUUUAUGACCUGACCGUAUGAACUGCAUAUUUGCUAAGCAUUUGUUUGACUGUAUGUUUGACAGGCAUUGAUAUUUUUGAUAUGAAGAAACAUCAUGCAACAAUACUUGUUUACGUUCCAAAGGCUUGUCUGUGUGUGUUACAUAGGAAAAAAGUGUGAUUUUUGUAGAAUUCUAUAGAAGCAGGCCAUGCUUUAAGAAAAAAGUUUAGCCCUGUCAGCAGUGUAAGAAAAUAAACCAUUACUAGAACUAGCUUUUACAAGUCCGUAAUUGUGUGCUGAUUCUGUGAGGUAAGGGUGAUUUGGUCAUUGUGUCUUCAUGGGGUUUAUUAUAUUUUUUGUGAUUUUCAAUUUGAUCAAAAAGAAUAAAAAUUUGAAAAUAUA
Molecule: messenger RNA, 3195 nt
Organism: Varanus komodoensis (Komodo dragon)
Lineage: Eukaryota; Metazoa; Chordata; Lepidosauria; Squamata; Varanidae
Gene: PDIA5
Product: protein disulfide isomerase family A member 5
Exons: 17
Coding region: 16-1716 (566 amino acids)
Biological process (GO): protein folding
Cellular component (GO): endoplasmic reticulum
Molecular function (GO): protein disulfide isomerase activity
Source: RefSeq, a predicted model, not a curated record